ACGGGUGGGAGAGUGGGAAAGGGCGACUGAUGGAGAGACCAUUUUGAAGAAUCGGAGGGGCGAUUUCCUCCGGCGUCUUCUCAACCUUGAUAUUCGUCGGAAUAUUCCUUCUUCCGGCGUCAGGUAUACGCUGUGGAUUUUCCGUUCGUCAGCAGGAUGAAUUUAAUUUCGUGGUUUGUAAAUGUGAACUCAUUUGAGGUUUGGGAAUGACGUGUGCUUUUCGACUAUGUCGUCAAUGGAAUUUCACAGGUGUUUGUGGAUUUAAUCACUCGUCAAGACCAAAAAACAAAAAAGUGAAUUUGCUCCAGUUUCUUCGUAGUUUGUCAAUUUAAUCGUUUGUCGAGGAACACAUGAAAUUGUGAAUCUUGCUUCAGUGAUUUGCUGGGAAUCAGAAACAGAUGACAAUUUAAUCGUCUUAAGCAAAUAAACAGGAAAUUUGUUGGACUUCAAUAAACACUACAUCGAUUGUUUUGAGAUGCCGUACCUAGUACGUGAGCGUCUGUUUAUUGGAAACAUCGGAGAUGCUGCAGAGGUUCUCCAGAAAGGAAGUGAUGAAAUUACACACAUACUAUCAUUUCUAAGUUCAGCAUCAAUUUCAUUCUUCUCGGAAUGGCGCAGUGGAAUUUUGAUUCCAAGCAAAGAAAUUAGUAAGAUUUAUGCUGGAGGAUCAGGGUCUGAAGAUAUAUCAUCCGAUGCAUCAAAGAGUUCACUGUCACCAGAUAAGCUUCUGUACUCACUAGAGAACGCUGGUAAAGAUUUGAAGUUUGUGAGGAUGGCGGUUCCUUUGAGAGAUAUUGAGCAUGAAAAUUUGUUGGACUAUUUGGAUGUGUGUUUGGAUUUUAUUGAGGAGGGUAGGAAAAAGGGAUCUGUUUUGGUUCAUUGCUUUGCUGGUGUAUCCAGGAGUGCAGCAAUUGUUACAGCCUACCUAAUGAAAAGCGAGCAGCUCUCCAAAGAAGAUGCACUCAAAUCAUUACGUGAAAGCUGUGAAACUGUGUGCCCUAACGAUGGUUUCCUGGAUCAGUUGAAAAUGUUUGAGGAAAUGGGCUUCAAAGUUAACCGCACGAAUCCCAUAUACAAGCGCUUCCGGUUAAAAGUACUAGGCGAGUCCUACAACCGUGGAGAAAAAAUCGACGAUUCUAAGUUUGGUGCCGAUCCCGGUUUGCCAGCUGAAACUAUUUCCUCUAAUAUCCAAACAUCAUCUAACGAAACACAUCCAUCUCCUCUAUACCGAUGCAAGAAGUGCCGUAGACUCAUUGCCUUGCAGGAAAAUGUUUUGGAUCAUGUUCCAGGAGAGGGUGAAACAUCCUUCGAAUGGCAUAAAAGGAGGAGUGGGAAUCCUUUUAAUCGAUCCGAUGACAAUGAGUGCUCGUCUAUAUUUAUAGAGCCUCUCCGGUGGAUGACUGCGGCCAUGGAAGGUGCCCUCCAAGGAAAGUUGUCGUGCGCGCACUGUGAGGCGCGCUUAGGAUACUUCAACUGGUCCGGCAUUCAGUGCAGCUGCGGGAGCUGGAUUACGCCCGGGUUUCAGCUUCACAAAAGCCGCGUGGAUAUCAGCAGUGUCUAAAUUUCCCUCAGGUAUGUCAUCUAUCCAUCGAUGAUCCAUCUUCUGGCUUCUUGCAUGGUGUUGGAACUGCAUUUUUUCGAUGCCGGGAAUUCACACGUGCGGUUUAUUCCUGCGUGUAUGAUCUUAGAAAUUGAACUAAACGCUGUGUCAUUUAUGUACAUUUCAAUGCCUACUAUGAAACAAUGGAGCGAGAUUGUGGAUUUAUUGAUGAUUUGUGGUACUGGUAUUUUUUACAAAAAUUACUUGGGAAUCCACCCUUAUUCGUUUUCGUGGAUUUUGAAUUCAA
Messenger RNA from Andrographis paniculata, 1847 nucleotides. RefSeq lists its product as uncharacterized. The transcript has 8 exons. The record is from RefSeq and is a predicted model, not a curated record. NCBI's taxonomy places the organism in Eukaryota, Viridiplantae, Streptophyta, Magnoliopsida, Lamiales, Acanthaceae. Bases 476 to 1561 code for a protein of 361 amino acids. Gene Ontology annotation, biological process: protein dephosphorylation. Gene Ontology annotation, molecular function: protein tyrosine/serine/threonine phosphatase activity.